This is a messenger RNA of Ostrea edulis (European flat oyster), 393 nucleotides long. RefSeq lists its product as uncharacterized. NCBI's taxonomy places the organism in Eukaryota, Metazoa, Mollusca, Bivalvia, Ostreida, Ostreidae. The coding region runs from base 1 to 393 and encodes 130 amino acids. The transcript is spliced from 2 exons. The record is from RefSeq and is a predicted model, not a curated record.
AUGUCGGAUGACGAAAUCGGCGAAGUCGGUAUCGUGAAGGUGUACAGACAGGGUGAUCCGAAAGGUAAAAGAUUUCCCAGACCUGUAUUUGUGCAGUUUCCAGACAUUUACCGAAAGGAGAAGAUCAUGAAAAAAAUUCCUAAACUCAAAGCCAAAGGUGUUCCUAUUAGGAUUUCCAACCAUUAUCCCGAAGAGAUGAGAGAGAAGCGCAAGCGCCUCAGAACAAUUACAAAGAUCAAAGAUGACAAGCUGGUCUUCAACAAUAAUGGAUCAGGGUACCGUGAAAAAAUUGCCAGACCGAAAGCAUGCGUCCUUCUUCUGAAAUCCAUCAAGGAACCUCUAAUCUUCUACACCUCAAAUUCCAUACAAACCUUAACCACAUCAUACUGUUAG